Molecule: messenger RNA, 1359 nt
Organism: Eremothecium gossypii ATCC 10895
Lineage: Eukaryota; Fungi; Ascomycota; Saccharomycetes; Saccharomycetales; Saccharomycetaceae
Gene: ATG32
Product: mitophagy protein ATG32
Exons: 1
Coding region: 1-1359 (452 amino acids)
Source: RefSeq, marked provisional
AUGUCUACGAAGUCGCAAGUUACAAGAAGAGUCCGUACUAGCAUAGCUACACCAGAGGAUGGCGUGCACGGGAAUAAUCAGCACAAGGGUAUCUUAGAUCCUCAUCUGUCGGUCUUAGAAAUGUUGGAUAGGCAGGAUGGGGACGGAGCGGGGCAAGUGGAGGAGGGAGCGGUGAUGACAGUGGGCAAGCGGCGCGUGGAGCGGUCGCUCCACCACAGCAUAUCUGAGUCAUGGCAGGCGAUCAAGAGAUCGGACUACUCGUUUCUGAGCGGCACACACGAGGUUGGGGCCAUGCACAGCAGCGUGGGCAUCCUUUCGUCGUCGGACACGUCGGAGGAGGAGGCGGAGAUGCGGCCGUCGGCGCACGGGACGGUUCACCUCGGUUCCUCGUUAGCGUCACCGAUGCGGCAGCUGCUCGUGGAGGAGGACAACAGCUGUGCGGAGGAGGACGACUGCCAGACAGUCACGAUCAGUAUGCCCAGCUCCUCGACGUCGCUGGUGAUGCCGAAGCUGUCGCUCUCACAGCGCCUUGGCGAGCCGCAGCUGCUGCUCGUCGGCCAGCCGGCGCGCAAGUUCUGGCUGACGAUCCCCAAAUGCUACCAGAAGCUCUUUGACGUGAAGAACCUCGGCAUGGUCACGCGCUGGGACGUGGGCCAGCGGUACCUCGCGGUUAUGGUGGUCUUCCACGACAUAGCGCAGGCGCCAGAGCUCCUGGACGGCCUGUGCGAGAAGGCGCCCUGCCCCACCGUGAUUCCCGUGUGCCAGAAGGGCCAGAAGAGCACGCUGGCGGCUCUCCUGAAGCGCUACACCGCACGCAAAUGCAUCCGAGUAUACUGCAGCCCUAUAAUCAUGUCCAACCACCACGAGAAGCACCGCCUGCUCAAGCACCUGCACAACCUUUGCAACGAGUCCGAGUCCGGCUAUGAAACCGAGCUGACCGUCAAGUCCAAGAAACAGCACCGCAGACCGCGCAAAAAGGACGCGGGCCCUGUUGCCCUCCGCCAUUGGGCCAUCUGGACCGCCUCGUUUACCAUUGGGAUAGGUAUUGGCUGCUGCAUCUCGCUCAUGGCAACAACUCGCUUCACCUUUUUCUCUUCCGCACCCCUGCCUCUCACCGCCGUAAUUCCCGCCCAGAUCCCUUCUUCCGUCGCGUCCGACAAGCCCCCCCACCGCCUUGUCCCACAUUUCUAUAUGCUCUGCAAAACGACUAUAAGGCAAUUGGGCACUUCACUGAGGCUAUUUUUCUUCGAGAAGUUCGAAUCCCGUACCUGGGUCCACAUUUUUGGUAUGGAUUUGCACUCGGACGAUCCAUUGGCUUCGCUCGGUAGACUUAUGCCACUGGAUUUUAUUAUGCUAUGA